Piliocolobus tephrosceles (Ugandan red Colobus) is the source of this 2985-nucleotide messenger RNA. It is a transcript of the gene PEX5L, whose product is annotated as peroxisomal biogenesis factor 5 like. Gene Ontology annotation, cellular component: cytosol; peroxisomal membrane. The transcript has 15 exons. Gene Ontology annotation, biological process: protein import into peroxisome matrix, docking. Gene Ontology annotation, molecular function: protein binding. The coding region runs from base 332 to 2212 and encodes 626 amino acids. Lineage: Eukaryota; Metazoa; Chordata; Mammalia; Primates; Cercopithecidae. The record is from RefSeq and is a predicted model, not a curated record.
GAGAAAGAGUUCGACGAAGAAGGAGUGAGUUCUAGAGACGCCCGGCGAGCAGGACCCGCGCCUGCAGGAGAGCGUGGCCGACCCGGCUCCUCGCCUCCUCUGCGCGCUCUCUCGCGUCCGCUUUCAGCACCCCGAGCGGAGAACAGUUCCCGGCAGCCAGCAGCGCUGCUGAGUGGCCGCCCGGCCGGCCAGUACCCGGAGCUCCAGGGGGUUCAGGAGCACCCUCUGAGAACCCGCUGUGCACCCACCUUCUCCCCUUUUUUGGUGGGCAAGGAAGCACGGGGAAAAAGCAUCCGGUGGCCUCAGGGAGCCCUGAAGAAACCGAAGCAGAAUGUACCAGGGACACAUGCAGAAAAGUAAAGAACAAGGAUAUGGAAAACUAAGCAGUGAUGAAGACCUCGAAAUAAUUGUUGAUCAAAAGCAGGGAAAAGGCUCUAGGGCGGCAGAUAAGGCUGUUGCCAUGGUGAUGAAGGAGAUACCGAGGGAGGAGUCUGCUGAAGAAAAGCCCCUCCUUACUAUGACAUCACAGCUGGUGAAUGAGCAACAAGAAAGCAGACCCCUCCUGAGUCCCUCCAUCGAUGACUUUCUCUGUGAAACCAAAUCGGAAGCAAUAGCAAGGCCAGUAACAUCCAAUACAGCUGUACUGACCACUGGCUUAGAUCUCCUUGACCUGAGUGAACCAGUCUCUCAAACUCAAACCAAAGCCAAGAAGUCAGAGCCCUCAUCAAAAACUUCAUCCCUCAAGAAAAAGGCCGAUGGAUCUGACCUCAUCAGCACGGAUGCUGAGCAGAGAGGCCAGCCUCUCAGAGUCCCGGAGACUUCAUCCUUAGAUCUAGACAUUCAAACACAACUGGAAAAAUGGGACGAUGUUAAGUUUCACGGAGAUCGAAAUACCAAGGGACAUCCGAUGGCAGAGAGAAAAUCGUGCUCAUCUAGAACUGGAUCAAAAGAGCUCUUAUGGUCCUCAGAGCACAGAUCUCAACCAGAAUUGAGUGGUGGAAAAAGUGCCCUCAACUCUGAGUCGGCUUCAGAGUUGGAAUUAGUGGCUCCAUCUCAGGCUCGACUGACCAAAGAACAUCGCUGGGGAAGUGCAUUACUUUCUAGAAACCACUCCUUAGAAGAAGAGUUUGAAAGGGCAAAAGCAGCAGUGGAGUCAGAUACAGAGUUUUGGGAUAAGAUGCAAGCAGAAUGGGAAGAAAUGGCUCGGAGGAACUGGAUAUCUGAGAACCAAGAAGCUCAGAACCAAGUAACCAUCUCGGCUAGUGAGAAGGGAUAUUACUUUCACACUGAAAACCCUUUCAAGGACUGGCCUGGAGCAUUUGAGGAAGGCUUAAAAAGGCUGAAGGAAGGGGACCUGCCAGUCACCAUCCUGUUCAUGGAAGCAGCAAUUCUUCAGGACCCUGGAGAUGCAGAGGCAUGGCAGUUCCUCGGGAUAACCCAGGCGGAGAAUGAAAAUGAACAAGCAGCUAUUGUCGCCCUCCAGAGGUGCUUAGAAUUACAGCCCAACAACUUAAAAGCUUUGAUGGCCUUGGCUGUGAGUUAUACUAACACUGGCCAUCAACAGGAUGCCUGCGAAGCUCUGAAGAAUUGGAUUAAGCAAAAUCCAAAGUACAAAUACCUUGUGAAAAGUAAGAAGGGAUCUCCAGGCCUCACCCGGCGGAUGUCUAAGUCCCCAGUUGACAGCUCUGUUCUGGAAGGAGUGAAGGAAUUAUAUCUGGAAGCUGCCCACCAAAAUGGAGAUAUGAUCGACCCAGACCUGCAGACAGGUCUAGGGGUUCUGUUCCACCUGAGUGGAGAAUUUAAUAGAGCAAUAGAUGCAUUUAACGCUGCCUUAACUGUUCGGCCAGAGGACUAUUCACUAUGGAACCGUCUUGGGGCGACCUUGGCGAAUGGAGACCGCAGCGAGGAAGCCGUGGAGGCCUACACGCGAGCACUGGAGAUUCAGCCAGGAUUCAUCCGAUCCAGAUACAACCUGGGAAUAAGCUGCAUCAACCUGGGCGCCUACAGAGAAGCGGUCAGCAAUUUUCUCACUGCCCUCAGUUUGCAAAGAAAGAGCAGGAAUCAGCAGCAAGUUCCUCAUCCUGCAAUCUCUGGGAAUAUCUGGGCUGCCCUCAGAAUUGCACUUUCUCUGAUGGACCAACCAGAACUCUUCCAGGCGGCUAAUCUUGGUGACCUGGAUGUCCUCUUAAGAGCUUUCAACUUGGAUCCUUGAAGAAAGAAUAAUACCACUACUAAUAAUCCCUGAUCUGUGUGAUUGUACUGAAAAUGAAAAACUAUUUUAUUAUGAAUUUCAAAAGGAUAAAUCAAAUAUUCAAAAGGCCAUGGUCAUAUAGCCCAAGGAAAUUAAUUCCUGUGGACAAUGCCCAGUCUCUGUUCAGAUCCAAAAGCACAAAAUGUUGUAUAUAGAGUCAAAGUCACGCUCAAUAGAAGAAUUAAGAGACUCAAGACAAACCAAGAUAAAGUAACUGUGUGUUGAAUACUCUUUCCACAAGUUGCAAGCAUAUUGCAACACACAUUCUUUGGGUUUUUUGUCUCCCCUUGCAACUGAUAACACAUCUGAGGAACUUGUUCAUGGGAAACAUGGAAAAAGCACUGCCUCAGAUUGGGAAAUUCUGACUGUUUCUGAACUGUCUCCUUUUGCAAGACUGAACAUAGUUUGGGCCAUUGGUGCAUGCACAUAUAUUAACUUGUGACUAAAGACAGGCGUUGCUUAAACCUGUUCCAAUUUUAACUUUUACUGUAGCCCUUUGAUUCCAGAGAGGGAGCUUUGCUGGCAAAAGCAGUUUUUGCACUAGAAAUUUUUGCUGUUCCCAAUCUAAACUUUUCUGGGAUUGUAUAUAUGCACUUUAAUAUCUUAUUUAUGCCUUGCUGGAGUUUGGUUUUGUUGCUCCAAUUUUUAACUUGGGGGUGAAGGAUUUGAGUACUCAACCUCAUUAGAUCAACGGACCAAAUAAACAAUUCCUGAAAAUAGUUUUUCAUAGUGUA